This is a messenger RNA of Periophthalmus magnuspinnatus, 5635 nucleotides long. RefSeq names its product disintegrin and metalloproteinase domain-containing protein 10-like. Bases 185 to 2593 code for a protein of 802 amino acids. Gene Ontology annotation, cellular component: synaptic membrane; plasma membrane. Gene Ontology annotation, molecular function: metalloendopeptidase activity involved in amyloid precursor protein catabolic process. The transcript is spliced from 16 exons. Gene Ontology annotation, biological process: Notch signaling pathway; membrane protein ectodomain proteolysis. Lineage: Eukaryota; Metazoa; Chordata; Actinopteri; Gobiiformes; Gobiidae. The record is from RefSeq and is a predicted model, not a curated record.
GCCUAGCUCUGAUGCCUUGAGAGUGGGGCCUGGUUCAUGGGGGAAGGGAUGCCUGUAUCUAUGCGUCUGACGUCAGCGCGCUGGAGAGAGAGGAGGCGAUGAGAGGAAGCUGCAAUAAACACACAGGGCGUCUGCGCCUAUCUAAGUAGGACAAUAAAGUGAAAACGGUAUCAAUGCUCUAACAAUGGAUUUGUCAGAUAUGGUCCUUAAACUUUUCCUCUUCGUUUACUUACUUAACUACACCGAAGGACAUUAUAGAAAUCCUCUGAACAAGUACAUCCUGCACUAUGAAGGCUUGUCCUACGACACAGAGCUGGUGCACCACUAUCACCAGAGAGCCAAGAGGGCACUGUCCCACGAAGACAAGUUCCUCCAUUUAGACUUUCAUGCACAUGGAAGGCAUUUUAACUUGCGCAUGAAGAGAGAUACUUCUUUAUUUGCGCAAGAUUUGAAGAUAGAAGUUUCAGGAGAAGAGAUUCCUUAUGAUACCUCUCAUAUCUACACUGGAGAGAUUUUUGGUGAGAAAAACACCUUAACUCAUGGCUCUAUUGUGGAUGGCAAGUUUGAGGGCUUCAUUCAGAGCUACCAGGGCACCUACUACGUGGAGCCUGCCGACAGAUACCUCGAGGGCAAAAACGUGCCUUUCCAUUCCGUCAUGUACCAUGAGGACGACAUACACUAUCCACAUAAGUACGGCCCUGAGGGAGGAUGUGCGAACAGCUCUGUGUUUGAGCGAAUGAGGAAGUAUCAGGGCUCUGCUGUACAAGAGCCACUCAAGGAUGUCCACACUGACGAGGACUCUGACGGGCCGGUUCUGCUGAGGAGGAGGAGGAUGGCUCAGGCUGAGAAGAACACCUGUCAGCUCUUCAUCCAGACAGACCAUCUCUUCUACAAGUACUACAAAACCAGAGAGGCCGUUAUAGCACAGAUCUCCAGUCACGUCAAGGCCAUUGAUGCAAUUUAUCAGGGAACCGACUUCAUGGGCAUUCGAAACAUCAGUUUCAUGGUUAAAAGGAUCAGAAUUAAUACCACCAAUGAUGAGAGGGACCGAUCCAACCCUUUUCGUUUCGCAAACAUUGGAGUGGAGAAGUUCCUGGAGCUCAACUCUGAGCAGAAUCAUGAUGACUACUGUUUGGCCUAUGUUUUCACUGACAGAGACUUUGACGAUGGUGUGUUGGGACUGGCCUGGGUUGGAGCACCUUCAGGGAGCUCUGGUGGCAUUUGUGAGAAGAGCAAGCUGUAUUCAGAUGGCAAGAAGAAGUCUCUCAACACUGGAAUAAUUACUGUACAAAAUUAUGCCUCCCACGUGCCACCCAAAGUCUCCCAUAUCACUUUUGCACAUGAAGUGGGACAUAACUUUGGCUCCCCACAUGACUCUGGGGCUGAGUGCACACCAGGGGAAUCCAAGAGCCAAGACAAGAAAGAGAAGGGUAAUUACAUCAUGUACGCACGGGCCACGUCAGGAGACAAACUCAACAACAACAAGUUCUCCAUCUGCAGUGUGCGUAACAUCAGCCAGGUCCUGGAAAAGAAGAGGGGAAACUGCUUUGUUGAGUCUGGCCAGCCCAUCUGUGGGAAUGGGCUUGUGGAGCCUGGAGAGGAGUGUGACUGUGGCUAUAGUGAUCAGUGCAGAGACCAGUGCUGCUACGACGCCAACCAGCCGGACAACAAGAAGUGCAAGCUCAAGCCUGGCAAAGUCUGCAGUCCAAGCCAGGGUCCAUGCUGCACCCCUGAGUGCUCUUACAAGGGCCGUAAUGAGAAGUGUCGAGAGGAGUCGGAGUGUGCUCACCAGGGCAUGUGCAACGGUGUGAGUGCAGCGUGCCCCACGUCGGAGCCUAAAGCCAACUUCACCGCCUGCCACGGAGAGACCCAAGUCUGUCUCAAUGGGGGCUGCUCUGGCUCUAUCUGUGAGAAGUAUGGACUGGAGGCGUGCACCUGUGCCAGCCAAGAUGGGAAGGAUGAGACGGAGCUCUGCCAUGUGUGUUGCAUGGAGAAGAUGAACCCCAACACCUGCAGCAGCACAGGCUCUGAGAGACUGGCUCGGUUCUUCAAUAAGAAGGUGACCACUCUGCCGGCCGGGUCACCCUGUAAUGACUUCAAAGGCUACUGCGAUGUGUUCAUGAAGUGCCGCCUGGUCGACGCUGAUGGACCCCUGGCCCGACUUAAGAAGGCUAUCUUCAACCCGGAGCUUUAUGAGAACAUCGCAGAGUGGAUAGUAGCUCAUUGGUGGGCAGUGUUGCUGAUGGGCAUUGCUCUGAUCAUGUUGAUGGCUGGAUUCAUCAAGAUUUGCAGCGUCCACACACCGAGCAGCAAUCCUAAACUGCCUCCACCGAAACCACUUCCAGGCACUUUGAAGAGGCGGCGAGCUCAGCAGCACUCCAGCUCCCAGGUCCAGCACCACUCACGGGACCCCCAUGGCCAUGGCGCUCACGGCGGGCACGGAGGGGGGCAUGGAGGGGGGCACGGUGGGGGACAAAGGCAGCAGCAGCAGCAGCAGCAGCAGAGACAGCCAUCGCGACAGUCCCAACAGCAGCAGCAGCGUCACCACCGCCAGCCCAGAGAGAACUAUCAGAUGGGCCAGAUGAGACGCUAAGAGACGCCCUCCCCCCUCCCAAGCCUCUGACUACUACCACCAACCACCACCCCCCGAUGCCUUGGCUCCUCCUUGUGCCUACAGUGGGAAAAACAAAAGCAACGUCACUCCAUCCAAAGAAAAAGCCUGACACGGUUGUUGGUCAUCUUCAUAUCCUCCCAUUUACAAUAGACAAUAGACUACGCAGACAUGGCAGAAACACUGAAACUCAAUUGGUUCUUUGUGGAGUGGACCGUCAGCCAUUUGCGAUCGAAGCGUCUUUUUUUUUUUCCACCACCGUUUUGUUUGUUUUGGAAGGAGUGCCAAGGAGUUAAGGAAUCAUGUGUAGCUUUAGUACAUUCUGUGAUGUGUUAUUCAGUUUUGAUUUGGAUUUUUUUGUUUUUUUUUGUUGUUUUUUUAGUAUUGUUUUUAAUGCGAUGUCAUCUUGAAUGACUCACCCAUGGCUGCUGGUGAAUUGUCUGUGUUUUUCUGUUGGGCCAUCAUAACCAGAGACAAAGACACUUCAGCUGGGAAUAAGCGACACUUUUUUCGUCAUUUUAACCACGUUGAAAAAUGGCAAAGACACAGGCUCCGGUGUGUCUCGUGCAGACGGUUCCUCUGCAUGUGAUUGUACAUAUUUAGUGUAUUAUAAGUGAAAAAACUAUUUCUUCUACUGUAAAUGUGUAAUUCUUCACGUUUUUCUUUUUGAUUUUAUUUUCCGUUAGUGCUCUCAGGACUUACUAACACGAAGGACGGUCACGGUGAGCUCCUUGGACGCUACUUUUUGAGCAUUUGUUGCCACCGAGCUCAAAACGUCCAAUCAGGUGGAGCUUUUUCACUUUUGCUAGGUACAAUUCGAAACAAAAAGGUCACUAUAUUUCAUUCCAAGGGCCUUUUUGUUCACAAUCCCAUAUUUUUCUUUCUCGUCUUGCUAACGUCAUGUCCAGUCGAACAUGUAACAAGCUAGAGAGCAACAGUUGAGUACAAAAAGGGAAGAUUGCCUAGUUUGGUACAAUGUCUUUUUAUUAAUUUUUUUGGUUUAUUUUUAUUAUGAAGAACAAAUAACCACUAAUUGAUCAUUCUACCUGUUGAGAUAUGAAGAUGAGGGGUAACUGAAGGCUGCUGUGGCUUAGUGUAAUAGUGUAUGUUGAAAAGUUAGUUUACAUGAGUGUGAGAAUAAAUUGAAACUCCAGUGUGCUUGUGUACAAAAGAUAAACCAUACUAUUAUUCUUCAGAUAGUGAUUUUCAAUGUGGGCAUGCAGACACAUCUAUUAAUGUGACUUUAAUUGACAAAGGUCUGUACUAUUUCUAUGUCACUCUACACUUUACUUUGACAGCGGAUAUUGUUUUAGUUUUAAAAUUUAAAACGGACAGUAUUGACACAAAAACACAAUCCAGCUUGAGCACACUACAAGUUUUUCAUUUAUACAACUACAGGUUUUGCUUGACUUCGUGAACCCAUCCCCUUUAGAGCUACAUUACUGUGCAGAAUACUUAACGAUGAACUAAGAAUGGUGCAUUAAAGUGGAACUAAACACUAAACUAAAUCCACUUUUUGCACUACUAAACUGUAUUUUGGGUUUUAAUUGUAUGAUCUACUGUUCUUAGUCAUUUUUUGGCAACUAGGUGCAUUUGCUACUUUCUGGUGUGUGCUGGCUCCAGUGGCCACUCCAUUUUCAAGUAGUUGGUGACAUCACACAGGACCACCGUCAUUACAGCCAGGUGUUUGUUAAUCAGGGGUGGAGUUUGAACUAUGGAUGCCUAUUAGACCAAUCUUACUGUCCAGACAAUACCCAGUUCGGCAGCUUUAUUUGAAAUGUGGUUAUGGGCAGAGUUUAUGUGUUUAGUCUCACUUUAAUGUGCAAAAUAUAUAAAACUAGAAAAAGUAUUAUUUUAGUAUGGGUCGCUGCCAUGGUACAGUCAGGUCACAAUGAUAAAGAUGUAGCACCAAGAAAUUGCUUCAAAUACAAAAAGUAUUAUGACGGUUGAGUUUUAAAUCUACACACUGUACUAUUUAUUAAAGUUGAUUAUAAUUGGUCUACCUUUCUUAAGCGUUUUGCACAGUACUGUAACUAUGUGUGAUCUUAGUGUGCCAUAUGAAGUUCUGGUGGCAUUUUGGGUUUAUCUGGAAGGCUGUUAACACUAAAAUUGAAGGAUUCUGGUCAUGAAGAAUUUCUAUUACUACUUCUACUGUUGACAAUAAAGCAAAAAGUAUUGUUUUCAUUAUCAUGUCUUAAUGCAUGCGGAACGUAACACAUCUAGUAUAACCACACUUGCUCUGGAGGGGACUUGACAAUAUAUCUUUUUGGCUAUUUUAAAUUUCAACAAUUAUUUUCUGUGAAUUUGAUAGUCACUACUUCUUGCAUCUGUAAAACUACAACUGGAGCUCUUUUUAAAACGUCAACUUCCGGGUUGAAUCACGACUGUAAUGCCUGGGGUAAAUUUAACAUGUAAACUUGUACAGUACUUCUAAAAAUUUGCAUUUCAUUUGAAAAUGAAGAUUACAUUUUGAUACUUUUUGUUCAUUAUUUUGCAUUUCUGAUUCCAGUUAUUCAAAGAUGUUCAUAUGUGACAAACAUUUCUCCCUAUAAGUUAUUUACGUUCUUCUAUGUGCUAGUAGAACUAAAGUUUGCUUCUGAUUUCACCACCGAAAAUUCAGUUCUGUGUGAUGGUGAUGGAGUUGCAUUUUUUUAAUUUUUGUCAGUUUUUCUGUGGCAUGGUAUGGGUAGAUGAGAAGCAGAUUAAAUGCCUGUAAAAUUUAUUUUCUUUAGUUUAAUUUCAUAGUCUUGGUAAAAGUUUUUAGCUAAACGUGCACUGAAAUGUCCAAAUUGAGUUUGAAAUGUUGUAGGUUGUUGUAGGCCGAAAGAACACGAUUAAAAGUAAUACUACUGUCUGAUUUUAAUGUUCACUGUGUUUUAUACAGUAUCGGAAAUUUUUGUUCACUUUGAACAUUUUUACUAAAAAAAUCAAAUUGUAUUGUGCAAAGAGAUGUAAUUUUUGGAGUACUUGAAAUGCAUUAAUUAAAAGACGCGUUCAAAAUAAAAUAGACCCCUGUUUACUGUC